UCUUCUCAUCUCCACUUCACUGUUUCUCAUCAAACAAGAUUAAUCCAAUAGUUAUGGAUCCGUGCCCGUUUGUGCGGAUUCUUGUAGGCAACUUAGCUUUGAAAUUUCUUGUUUCAUCUAAGUCCUCCUCAUCGUCGGAUUGUUAUUGUAGGAUCAAGUUGAAGAACUUCCCCGAUCAGGAUGCUCAAAUCCCUUUGAUCCAACAGCAAAACUCAACACAAGAACCCAACGUUUCUUCUCUGUCAAACUCUCUCGCCGCUUGUUUUAGUUUUAACAAGUCUCAGAUUGAAAAGCUUCUUCAGAAGAAUAAAGGGUCGUCGAAAAGCUCUACUUUGAUGAUUGAUGUGUAUUCCGGCGGUUCCAGUGCGUCGUGUGUGACUGGGCACAAACUGUUGGGGCGGGUUUCGGUGCCUCUGGAUCUACGUGGAGCUGACGCUAAGGUUUCCACCCUCCACAACCGGUGGAUGGCUAUCGGAGGGAACAAGAAAUCAUCGUCCCCGGAAUUGUAUUUGACUGUUAAAGCUGAACCUGAUCCGAGAUUUGUUUUUCAGUUCGGCGGUGAGCCGGAGUGCAGUCCACAAGUUUUCCAGGUUCAAGGAAGUGUAAAACAGGCCGUCUUCACUUGCAAGUUCGGGUUCAGAAUCUCCGGUGGCGACAGAAACUUGGUUUCUAGAUCAUCAAUGAACGAACCGAGCUCUCCAAGGAACUGGCUGCCGACAUUCGGAGGCGAAAAGGAUCAAUCUUCAAAAGAGAGAAAAGGAUGGUCGAUCACAGUCCACGACCUUUCAGGUUCACCUGUUGCAAUGGCGUCAAUGGUGACACCGUUCGUUCCGUCCCCCGGGUCGGACCGGGUUAGCCGAUCCAACCCCGGUGCCUGGCUUAUUCUUCGCCCCGGUAACUGCACCUGGAAACCCUGGGGCCGUCUGGAGGCCUGGCGGGAACCCGGAUGCUCCGACGCCCUCGGAUACAAAUUUGAUAUCUUCCAAGACGCCGCCACCACGACCUCCGCCUCCACAACCGUCGCCAACUCAACUCUCAGUUGUACAAAAGGCGGUAAAUUCAUAAUCGACAGGACUACAAGUCUCUGUGCAACCCCAGUGACAAGCCCACAUAGUAGUAUCGACUUCGGGUCCGGGUCAUGGUCAGGAUCCGGUUCAGGAUCCGAUUUCUCGUUCUGUUUCUUGCCGCCUCAGUCGAUAUACAAGGGUUUCGUGAUGUCAUCGACGGUGGGGAAGAGUAGUAAACCGGAGGUGGAGGUAGGGGUGCAGCACGUGACAUGCACGGAGGAUGCUGCUGCAUUCGUGGCACUGGCGGCGGCGAUGGAUCUGAGCAUGGAUGCAUGCAGGCUGUUUUCUCAGAAACUAAGGAAGGAGUUGAGACAGCAGAGUCAGCAGUGUGUAGUUUAAUGUGGGAUUGGGAUGUCGUUUUGCGUAGGGAAGUUAGUGCCUAGUUAGGUGUUGGAUUCUUUUGGUAGAUAAAUUAUUAACUAACAAGGGUAACAGCAGUUUUUGAGCUGGAUUGUUUUUGAGAUCUGAUUAUUUUGUAAAGUGAGAAAUGAUAAAACAGGCAGGCCUUUUUUUGGAAGAAAUUUGUUUAUAUUAUUAAUUGGAGUUUGUGUUGUUAGGUUGUGAUAUGAGAAUCCUAUGUUGAAGUGGGGAUUCAUUUUUAUGGAUUCGACUCAAGUAUUAGUAAAUUCCUGUCAGAUUAACUGUCAAAAGAAUUAUGCAGUGAAACUAUAACUGUAAUUCUCCUACCAGAAAUGGAAAUUUGGGAACAGCUAAUUCAAU
Molecule: messenger RNA, 1787 nt
Organism: Pistacia vera
Lineage: Eukaryota; Viridiplantae; Streptophyta; Magnoliopsida; Sapindales; Anacardiaceae
Exons: 2
Coding region: 54-1406 (450 amino acids)
Source: RefSeq, a predicted model, not a curated record